AUGCUGGGGCAUGCGUUUCUACAGCGGGAGCGUCCAGACUCGGUGCUGAUGGAUCUGAUCCAGAGAACCAAGGACGCGGUGCGGGAGCUGGACAACCUGCAGUAUCGCAAAAUGAAGAAGCUCCUUCUCCAGGAGGCGCACAACGGCCCCACGGCUGAGACCACGGACGCCGACGAGGAGCUGGAGCCCGGUGGAGGUCGCACAGGGACCGUGAACAGCGUGGGCAGUAACCAGUCCAUCCCCAGUAUGUCCAUCAGCGCCAGCUCCCAAAGCAGCUCCGUCAACAGCCUCAACGACACGUCCCAGGACAACCGCAGCGAGCUGGACCUGAUCGAGGGAGACCACACCGUCAUGUCCAACAGCUCCGUCAUCCACGUAAAACCUGAGGAGGAGGAGGAGGAGGAGAAGAGUGUCCCUGGGGAGCCAACAGAGACCAGCGAGCCCACGGAGCCCCAGGAGACCCCCGCCCCGCCCCCCAAAAAGCACUACCGCAACAGGGAGCACUUCGCCACCAUCCGCACCGCGUCUCUGGUGACCCGGGAGAUGCAGGAGCACGAGCAGGACUCCGAGCUCCGCGAGCAGAUGUCCGGAUACAAACGCAUGCGGCGGCUGCAUCAGAAACACCUGUUGGCGCUGGAGAACAAGCUGAAGGGAGAGAUGGACGAGCACCGGCUGCGGCUCGACAAAGAACUGGAAUCUCAGAGGAGCAACUUCAGCUCCGAGAUGGAGAAGCUUCUCAAAAAACAUCAGGCUUCUCUGGAGAAAGAGUUGAAAACUUUUACCAACGAGGAGAAGAAGUUCCAGCAGCAGAUCCAGGUUCAGCAGAAGAAGGAGCUGAGCAGUUUUCUGGAGUCACAGAAACGAGAGUACAAGAUGCGCAAAGAGCAGCUGAAAGAGGAGUUGAGUGAGAACCAGUCGACUCCCAAGAAGGAGAAGCAGGAGUGGCUGUCCAAGCAGAAGGAGAACAUCCAGAACUACCAGGCGGAGGAGGAGGCCAAUCUACUGAGGAAGCAGCGUCACUAUCUGGAGCUCGAGUGUCGGAAAUUCAAGAGACACAUCCUCAUCAACCGCCACAAUGUGGAGCAGGAUCUGGCCAGAGAGGAGCUGAACAAGCGCCAGACUCAGAAAGACCUGGAGCACGCCAUGCUGCUGCGGCAUCACGAGUCCAUGCAGGAGCUGGAGUUCAGACACUUGAACACGAUUCAAAAAGCCCGCGCCGAGCUGAUCCGCACACAGCACCAGACCGAGCUCACCAACCAGCUGGAGUACAACAAGAGGCGGGAGCGAGAGCUGCGCAGAAAGCACGUCAUGGAGGUCCGACAGCAGCCCAAGAGCCUGAAGUCCAAGGAACUGCAGAUCAAGAAGCUGUUUCAGGAGACGUGCAAGACCCAGACCCGGCAGUACAAGGCCCUGAGGAACCACCUGCUGGAGACCACGCCCAAGUCUGAGCACAAGGCUGUUCUGAAGAGACUAAAGGAGGAGCAGACCAGGAAACUGGCCAUUCUCGCAGAACAAUACGACCACUCCAUCAACGAGAUGCUCUCCUCACAAGCGCUGCGUCUGGACGAGGCGCAGGAGGGCGAGGGUCAGGUCCUCAGGAUGCAGCUGCAGCAGGAGUUGGAGCUGCUGAACGCUUAUCAGAGCAAGAUCAAGAUGCAAACAGACGCACAGCACGACAAGGAGCGGCGCGACCUGGAGCAGAGAGUGUCUCUGAGGAGGGCGCUGCUGGAGCAGAAGAUCGAGGAGGAGAUGCUGUCGCUGCAGAACGAGCGCCUGGAGAGGAUCCGCUCUCUGCUGGAGCGUCAGGCCCGAGAGAUUGAGGCCUUCGACUCUGAGUCCAUGCGUCUGGGCUUCAGUAACAUGAUCCUCACAAACCAAGGGCCUCAGGGCUCCCACUGGCCCGCAGGAGGAGGGGGCCACCAGGGGAGCUCCAGCUCUCAGCAGCCCUGGGGACACCCCAUCCUUUCAGGGGGGCCUCCACCCUGGAGCCUGCACCCCCCUGCAGGAGGGCAGAGGGCGGGGGCCGGGGUGAGGAACAGCCCCCAGUCAGCGAGGAGGACGGCAUCAGGGGGAAGGAGCGAACAGGCCAUGAGCAGGAGCGCCAGCAUCACCUCCCAGAUCUCCAACGGGUCCCACCUGUCCUACACUUAG
Knipowitschia caucasica is the source of this 2151-nucleotide messenger RNA. The record is from the annotation of a GenBank genome assembly. Lineage: Eukaryota; Metazoa; Chordata; Actinopteri; Gobiiformes; Gobiidae.